Trichobilharzia regenti is the source of this 1270-nucleotide messenger RNA. Lineage: Eukaryota; Metazoa; Platyhelminthes; Trematoda; Strigeidida; Schistosomatidae. The record is from the annotation of a GenBank genome assembly.
AUGUCGUCGAUGCAAACAUUGACUGGUGGAGUUGGAGGACACAUCUUAGAAGAUGUGACUACUAUUGUUGGAUCGCCUACUUCUAGUUGUGUAAGUACUGAGGCAUCUGAGUGUUCUUCGUCAUCUAAUCGUCCAAGAAAGAAAUACGAAUGUGUACCAGAAUAUAUGAAAACAGCUCCAGAUUAUAUUGAUCAGAGAGUACGGAAUAGAAACGCGGUGAAAAGAUUUCGUGAAAAAUCGAAAACGAAAGCAAAGCAACUUGAGGAAGAAAAAGUCAGUUUAACUGCAUUAACAAAACUUUAUGAUAAUGAAUUGAUUCGAAUUAACCGUUCUAAGCAGCCGUUAUACAUAUUUAUAUUCGUAUCCACAUACUACUUACAAGUCAUGUCAGUAGUACACGUCAGCAGCAGUAGUUCAUCGACCAAGUAUUUCUCAUAAUGGUUAGAGUUCCAAACAACUAUUCUGUUCUUUUCAGAAGAGAGAAGGAACUCGAAUUACUACUCUAUCAACAUGCAGCUCAUAAAAAUAUUGUCAACCAACUUGAUAAAAUUUUACAAGCAGAUGCUCAAGCACGACUUGAUUUUCAAACAAAAAUCUCUCAUUUCAAAUCUUCCUGUAGUUCCACUUUGACGGAUAUAAUCAGUGAACAGUCUUGAAAGAAGAAAGAUGUCUGUUGUUAUUUUAUUCUAUUUGAUUAAUUUAUUAUUAAAUUGUUGGAUGAUUAGGCCGAAAAUAACAAUUUGUAAAUGAGAUUGUUUCAUAUUUCCCACAUAUAUAUAUUUUCCGUGUCUAUUUUCACUUAUUUACAUUAUAAUAUUGAUAAUAUUAUUUACUUUUGACUAUAUUAAUGUAAAUGUACUCUAGAAAAACAUUGAAUCUCACAUAGGGUUGCUCUAAAGGUAUAUUAAUUUUUACUGAUCCUGUUGACCAUUGAACAGUUGAAGUAACUACUAUAUUUAAUAGCGUAAAUUUGUUUUCUUUUUCUUGUCCGCUAUUGUACAUUUUUAUUGAUUUCUUUAGGAAUUAAAGGUCGUUUUGUGUGUCAUGAGGUUAAAAGUAGUUUAUCUGAGUUAUUUUUUUGCUUGUCUCUCUAGUCUACUUCACUUUCUCUGACCGUGUGAUUCGUUGUUUAACUAUAGAAGAAGAAACCAUUCGUUUUUACUGUAAAUAAAUACUUUUCAAGAUUUGUUUAACUUUACUGUUCAGCAAAUAAAUAAUGUGGUGACGUCACUCAUCGACGUGUGUAACGUUGUACUAUAAGUAAUGCAGA